GCGCGCGCCCUCAUGGCCCGGGCUGGCGUCGCUCUCGUGGCCGUCUGUCUGCUGCCGGUGGCGCUGGCCACUGUCUACUUCCAGGAGGAAUUUCUAGAUGGAGAGCGAUGGAGAAACCGAUGGGUGCAGUCCACCAAUGACUCCCAAUUUGGGUAUUUUAGACUCUCGUCGGGGAAGUUUUAUGGUCAUAAAGAGAAAGACAAAGGUCUGCAGACCACUCAGAACAGCCGGUUCUAUGCCAUCUCUGCGCGCUUCAAGCCAUUCACCAAUAAAGGGAAGACACUGGUGAUUCAGUACACAGUGAAGCACCAGCAGAAGAUGGACUGCGGAGGGGGCUACAUCAAGAUACUCCCUGCAGACCUGGACCAGAAGAACCUAAAUGGGAAGUCGCAGUACUAUAUUAUGUUUGGACCUGAUAUUUGCGGAUUUGAUAUCAAGAAAGUUCAUGUUAUUUUACAUUUCAAGAAUCAGUAUCACUCAAACAAGAAACCAAUUAGGUGUAAGGUGGAUGGCUUCACACACCUCUACACGCUGAUUUUAAGACCAGAUCUUUCUUAUGAAGUGAAAAUUGACGGUCAGUCUAUUGAGUCCGGCAGCAUCGAGUACGACUGGAACGUCACUUCCCUGAACACCGCAGAGAAGUUGUCGGCCGAGGCCCAGGGCUGGGAUCAGGCAAAAGAUGCCAAGGCCCAGGACUGGGAGAAACACUUUCUGGAUGCCAGCGCCAACAAGCCGAGCGACUGGAAUGGCGAGCUGGAUGGGGACUGGCAGGCGCCAUUGCUCCAGAAGCCACCGUACCAGGAUGGCCUGAAGCCAGAAGGCAUAAGCAAGGACGUGUGGCUGCACCAGAAAGUGAAAGGGACCAGUUACCUGACACAGUAUGACCUCUCGGAAUUCGAGGACAUCGGCGCCAUCGGCCUCGAGCUGUGGCAGGUGAGAUCGGGAACCAUCUUUGACAACUUCCUGAUCACUGAUGAUGAAGAGUAUGCAGAGAGAUUCGGCAAGGCCACCUGGGGCGAGACGAAGGGCCCAGAAAGAGAGAUGGACGCCAUCCAGGCCAAGGAAGAAAUUAAGAAGGCCCGCGAGGAGGAUGAGGAGGAAGUGCAGGGAGGCAAGUUUCACAGGUGGGGCGCCCACUUCAACCGAUUCUACAGGCAGGGCGAGCUUUAGCCACGCACCACGGUGACCGUGCAAGAGCAGACUCUGCCUCCAGCCACACUUAAAAGCUCGUGUGUCUGCACCAUAAUGCGUCCAGUCUUCUUUCAAAACGUCCCCACGGUUCUCCCCGCGGUUCCUCCCAUUCCCUCCCCGCAGGACCCCUGUGCGCCGAGAACUUUCCUUUCCCCCAGUGUGAGUGCUAGAAACCAGAGGCCAACAGGAAUCUGGUCAAAACUCACAUUUUUAUUUUAUUUUAUUUAUUUGUUUCUUAUUAGUAUUUUUUCCAGUACUGGGGUUUGAACUCAGGGCCUGCACCUUGAGCCA
Messenger RNA from Castor canadensis (American beaver), 1482 nucleotides. It is a transcript of the gene Calr3, whose product is annotated as calreticulin 3. Lineage: Eukaryota; Metazoa; Chordata; Mammalia; Rodentia; Castoridae. The record is from RefSeq and is a predicted model, not a curated record. Gene Ontology annotation, cellular component: endoplasmic reticulum; endoplasmic reticulum membrane. Gene Ontology annotation, biological process: ERAD pathway; protein folding. Gene Ontology annotation, molecular function: calcium ion binding.